CAGUUCUCACUAAUAAAAAACAUUGCAUUUCACACUCUCACAGUCUCUCACUCUCACUCUCUCCGUCCCCAAUAACAAUAAAUCCCUCUUUCUCUUUUUGUCCUCUGCAAAAUUUAACAUCUUUAAUGGAAGAUGAAGACCCAUCAACAGAACGUAGGGGUUUAGGGUUAGAUCCAACCCCUCUUCUUCAUCAACUUAUUAGGAGCAGUAGAAGAACUAAUAAUCCAACAACACCAUCAACACCAUCUUACAACAGGAGUAGGUUUUCUCUUUUAUUCAGUAGAGCUACAAACCGUAGUAGGAUCAUUUCAGAGCCAUCUUCAAUGUUCAGAAGAGAUUCUACUAGUUCCGUUGGUUUAGAUGGCCAACAAAAUGAUAAUUGGGGAUACUCAAAACCUGUUGUGAUUCUUGAUGUAAUUUGGAAUUUAGCUUUUGUUCUAGUUUCUAGUGUUGUUCUUUCAUCAACCAUUAGCGAAAAUCCUUCAACUCCGCUUAGGGUUUGGAUAGUUGGGUAUGCUAUUCAAUGUUUGUUUCAUGUGGGUUUUGUUUAUUUUGAGUAUCAGAGAAGGAUUUCCAUUGUUAUUGGUGGUGAUGAUGGGGAAAACCAAGGGAAUCAGCUCUUUUUAUCUUCGGAAAAUCGCAGUCGCAGGUAUAAAUGGAUGGAAUCGAUGAAUACGCUGGUUUCAUUCUUUUGGUGGGUCAUCGGGUUUUAUUGGAUCGUUGCUGGUGGUCAGGCACUUCUUCUAGAUGCACCGCGUCUCUACUGGUUAGCAGUGGUGUUUCUAGCCUUUGACGUGUUCUUUGCAAUAUUUUGUAUUGCCUUGGCAUGCAUAAUCGGUGUUGCUCUGUGUUGUUGCUUGCCAUGUAUCGUGGCAAUUCUAUACACUGUUGCAGUUCAGGAAGGCGCGUCAGAGGAUGAUAUCAAUGUUCUUCCCAAGCAUAAAUUUCGUCAGAUGAACCAACAUGAGAAAUCUAAUGCAGAUAAUAGGCAAGAAGUAGUUCCAGUUGCAGUAAUGGAACAGAGCACUUGUAACAUUACAAGUGAACUAGCUCUUCCGCCAGAGGAUUCUGAAUGUUGUAUUUGCCUCUCUCAGUAUGUGGAUGGCGUGGAGCUCCACAGCCUUCCAUGCAAUCAUCACUUCCACUCUGGAUGCAUUGUUAAGUGGCUCCGUAUAAAUGCAACAUGCCCUCUCUGCAAAUUUAAUAUACUCCACGGUGAUGAGCUAGUCUAAUUACACCGAACUUUAUGAGUCGGGCAGAGAAUGCACGUCUGGAUGAGUGGCUGUAUUCUUCUUUCUAGCAGAGAUUGUCAUUAUGCUGUGAAUCCUGACAACUAUGUUGGCAAGCUUCUACCUGUUAAGCCUUGUAAAUCUUUUUGUGGCUGGCUCCAUUUUAUGUUCUUAGAUUUAUACAAUAGCGACUAGCAUACACCGAUUUGUCUAACUUUGCGUAUCUACUGUGGAAAACUUCCAUGAAGUGGCUUCAGACAGUAAGUUAAGAACUUAACACUAGUCUUAAAAUGGAAGUUUGAAAUCCCAUCACAGACAAAAAUAAAAUAAUAAUAAUAAAAAAUUUGUACUAUUUUAAGGCC
Papaver somniferum (opium poppy) is the source of this 1591-nucleotide messenger RNA. RefSeq names its product E3 ubiquitin-protein ligase At4g11680-like. Bases 126 to 1232 code for a protein of 368 amino acids. The record is from RefSeq and is a predicted model, not a curated record. Lineage: Eukaryota; Viridiplantae; Streptophyta; Magnoliopsida; Ranunculales; Papaveraceae. The transcript has 4 exons.